UAGCGUCUAGAGCGAUAUGGACGAGAACAGAUAUGACGUACGAUUGCACCGUACAUAGCUUCUGCUCUGUCAGCCACAACUAGUGUUAUCGCGAUCACUCACGGUUUUGAGCAACAGGCUCGCGAUAUAUAUAAUCAUUCGGCUCUCCGUGCUUCACCUACAUACCCACCUUUCCCCAAGCCUUCUCUCACAGCGACUUACAAGACAAGCACAAUGCCCGCUAUCACCUCUGGAACAGUUCUCGUUACUGGCGCGAAUGGCUACAUCGCCGUCUGGGUCGUCAAAGCCUUCCUCGAUCAGGGCUUCUCGGUCCGGGGCACGGUCCGUUCCGAGAGCAAGGCAACCCACCUCCGGUCGCUCUUCAAAUCUUUUGGAGACAAGUUCGAGGUUCUGAUCGUUGAGGAUAUUACGAAGGAAGGCGCGUUUGAUGAAGCCGUCAAGGACAUCGACGCGAUCGCGCACACCGCAUCCCCCUUCCACUUCAAGGCAGAGGACCCGGACGAGCUCAUCAUUCCCGCCGUGCACGGCACGACUGGCAUCCUCGCCUCCGCGCUCAAGCACGGCUCGUCCGUGAAGCGCGUCGUCGUCACCUCGUCCUGCGCGUCCGUGCUCACCCCGACGACCGAGCCGCGCGUGUUCUCUGAGGAGGACUGGAACGAGGCGAGCAUCGCGGAGGUCAAGGAGAAGGGCCGGGCGGCGUCGAGCCCGGCCAAGUACCGCGCGAGCAAGACGCUGGCGGAGCGCGCGGCUUGGGACUUCUGGAACAAGCACAAGAGCGAGGUGCGGUGGGACCUUGUGGUGGUGAACCCGCCGUUUGUGUUUGGACCGUUCUUGCAUGAGGUCGACAAGCCGGAGAACCUCAACGAGUCGGCUCGGGACUGGUAUGAUACGGUCGUGAAAGGCACUAAGGAUAACGACGCGUUGGUUACUAUUGGAUCAUCGUACGUCGAUGUGCGCGACCUCGCGCAAGGCCACCUGCUCGCAGUCACGAAGCAGGAAGCUAGCGGCGAACGUAUCAUCGUCAGCGCCGGGCCUUGGAAAUGGCAGGACUUCGUCAACACCGCGCAUCGCCUCCGCCCCAGCCUUCCCGCAGGUAACACGUCUUACGACCCGGCGACGACCGUUCACCUCAUCAGGUACUCUCCUGAUAAGGAGCGUAAGUUGCUUGGGGUCAAGUUCAGGACCAUUGAGGAAACGACGAAGGAUACGUUGGAUGACUUCGAGGCUCGUGGUUGGCUGUAGGGUCAUGUGAUUGACGAAGGAACCGUGUGUAUGUAUGAUACCUCUUCAGUUCGGAUGUCCAUCCCACAAUUUCAAAUGGC
This is a messenger RNA of Dichomitus squalens LYAD-421 SS1, 1322 nucleotides long. RefSeq names its product NAD(P)-binding protein. Gene Ontology annotation, molecular function: oxidoreductase activity, acting on the CH-OH group of donors, NAD or NADP as acceptor. The record is from RefSeq and is a predicted model, not a curated record. The transcript has 5 exons. Lineage: Eukaryota; Fungi; Basidiomycota; Agaricomycetes; Polyporales; Polyporaceae. The coding region runs from base 214 to 1242 and encodes 342 amino acids.